Ipomoea triloba (trilobed morning glory) is the source of this 759-nucleotide messenger RNA. RefSeq lists its product as uncharacterized. The transcript has 5 exons. The record is from RefSeq and is a predicted model, not a curated record. NCBI's taxonomy places the organism in Eukaryota, Viridiplantae, Streptophyta, Magnoliopsida, Solanales, Convolvulaceae. Bases 1 to 759 code for a protein of 252 amino acids.
AUGAAGGCUGCUCAGGACCGUCAAAAGUCGUAUGCAGACUUAGGCCGAAAGCCAUCAGAAUUUCAAGUGGGCGAAAAAGUGCUUUUAGGAGUAUCGCCUACAAGAGGAGUCAUGCGGUUUGGGAAAAAGGGUAAGCUAAGUCCAAGAUUCAUUGGACCAUAUGAGAUAUUGGAUAAAGUUGGACAGGUGGCUUACCGGUUAGCCUUGCCUAUGGAGUUGGACAAGGUACAUGAUGUCUUCAACAUCUCUCAGUUAAAGAAGUAUGUUCACGAUGCCUCGCACGUGAUCAGCCCGGAGGUGGUGGUGAUAGACGAAACCCUCUCGUAUGAGGAGACUCCAGUAAAGAUAUUGGAUUUCAAAGCCCGUGACACCCGAAGGAAAUCUAUAAGGCUUGUAAAAGUUCUAUGGUCCAACCACUCAUUUGAGGAAGCUACAUGGGAGGUAGAAGAUGAUAUGAGGAGUCGAUAUCCGGCCUUAUUUGAAUCAGGAAUAGUGAUGUUGUGGGUUUUAGUGGUGAGUGAAUGUGGAAUGGAAGGUGUUAAAACGAAGUGUCAAGACUCCCCGAGUGUCGAGUCUCUCAAGGUGGAGGUGUUGGAGCGAAUUGGUGUUGACAUUGAAGGUGUUAAGAGAAAAUAUGUGCAUGAUGCACUUCGUGUUAUCCAGCUUGAAGUUGUAACCUUUGAAGAUGCCCUAUCUUAUGAAGAGAAGCCGGUGAGAAUUUUGUCACCUGGUCAUGAGAAGCGCACCAGAAAGCAGUGA